AUGAUUGCGGAGGUUGGAAUAGCCAUUAGAUGCUUUUCUCGAGCGGUCACCAAACCAAAGUGCUCCGACAUAUCCAAAUCACAAGCCGACAUACCAUUCGGAAGCUCCCAAUCAAAGCAAUGCAUCAACUGCGCCACUAUCAAUUUCACCACGGUGAGCCCGAGUUGCAGCCCGGGACAACUCCUCCGGCCCGACCCAAACGGCAACAGCUCAAAAUCAUGUCCCCUCAAGUCUAUCUCACUACCAAUAAACCUCUCGGGCGAAAAUUUUUCCGGGUCGGGCCAAACAUCUGGAUCUCUGCCGAUUGCCCACACAUUGACUAACAAUCUCGAUUGUUUUGGUAUGUGGAAACCUUCAAUUGUGCAAUCUUGUGUGGACUCGUGGGGAAUUAACAAUGGUGCGACUGGGUGGAGCCUUUGGGCUUCCUUGAUUACAGAAUCUAAGUAA
This is a messenger RNA of Striga asiatica, 447 nucleotides long. The record is from the annotation of a GenBank genome assembly. NCBI's taxonomy places the organism in Eukaryota, Viridiplantae, Streptophyta, Magnoliopsida, Lamiales, Orobanchaceae.